Molecule: messenger RNA, 948 nt
Organism: Penicillium nucicola
Lineage: Eukaryota; Fungi; Ascomycota; Eurotiomycetes; Eurotiales; Aspergillaceae
Product: 3'-5'-exodeoxyribonuclease
Exons: 5
Coding region: 1-948 (315 amino acids)
Cellular component (GO): cytosol
Molecular function (GO): 3'-5'-DNA exonuclease activity
Source: RefSeq, a predicted model, not a curated record
AUGGCUGAAUCCACAAACACACUCCGAUAUGUCGAUAUCGGGAUCAACCUCAGCGACCCCGUCUUCCGCGGUGAAUACCACGGAAAGCAAGCCCACGAAGAUGACCUGGACGACGUAAUCCAGCGCGCAAAAGACGUGGGUUGUUCCAAGUUCAUGGUUACAGGAUCCGACCUAGUCGAAUCCAAACACGCCAUCUCCAUCGCCAGCAAAUACCCCGGCUUCUGCUACGCAACAGUUGGAGUCCAUCCCUGCCAAGCAAAGCUCUUCGAUGAAUACCCAGAAGGAGCGCAAAAGAUGCUCCAAGAACUCUGGACAAUGACCGUACAAGCCAAGAAAGACGGGCUCGCCGUAGCCUUCGGCGAAAUCGGUCUAGACUACGACAGACUUUUCCUCAGUGAAAAGGCACCGCAACUGAAAUACUUCGAGGCUCAACUCGAUCUUGCCGUUGAGAUCCAGCUGCCACUCUUCUUGCAUUCCCGGGCUGCCAGUGAAGACUUUGAAAGACUUCUCGCGCCACGAAUGGCGCGUCUGCCCAAACGUGGUCUUGUGCAUAGUUUCACCGGCACCCUGGAGGAGAUGCAUCGGAUGGUUGCGCUGGGCUUGGAUGUUGGUGUCAACGGGUGUAGUUUGAAGACCGAGGAGAAUCUGGAGGUUGUCAAGGCUAUUCCGCUUGACAGGUUGCAGAUUGAGACUGAUGGGCCUUGGUGUGAGAUUCGUCCCUCGCAUGCUUCGGCGAAGCACCUUGACGGUGCGCCUGACCUUCCAAAGGCUGUCAAGAAAGAGAAGUGGCAGAAGGGUUGUAUGGUUAAGGGCCGCAAUGAGCCUAUUGCUAUUGCCCGCGUUGCUCAUGUUAUUGCGAGUGUUAAGGGAAUUACCGUGGAGGAAGUUUGUGAAGCGGCUUGGAACAACUCUAUCCGGAUGUUUGGAUUGGGUGAGAAGUCUGCUUGA